Molecule: messenger RNA, 1238 nt
Organism: Lycium ferocissimum
Lineage: Eukaryota; Viridiplantae; Streptophyta; Magnoliopsida; Solanales; Solanaceae
Product: F-box protein SNE-like
Exons: 2
Coding region: 648-1124 (158 amino acids)
Biological process (GO): regulation of gibberellic acid mediated signaling pathway; gibberellic acid mediated signaling pathway
Cellular component (GO): SCF ubiquitin ligase complex
Molecular function (GO): protein binding
Source: RefSeq, a predicted model, not a curated record
AUCUAACAUCCCCUUCAAUCUAAUAAUUCAGAGGCUAGUCUUGGAUUCUUGGUUCUAGCUCCUCUGCCCCUUUCAAAUUUUUCCAUUUGGCUUCUUCUCUUCUCUCUUCGAUACCCACCACCCCUCCCCCUGUCCCCCCCCCCCCCCCCCGGCACAACCAAACCCCCUUAAGUCAAAACCCUUUAUAUUAAUUUCUCUACAAAUACCCAUUAUUAUUACUUCCGUUUUACUCAUCUAAAAAACCUCUAGCUUUAACUAAACAUAAUGGGAACCAUUUUUUUCAUCAAUCCGUGACUUAUAAUACUUUUUACAUAAUUUUCAAAUAUGCUAAUUUUAUUUUAAAUAAAUUAAAGAUUUUAUAUUCAAAUUUACGAUCAAAAUCUGACAGUUUAACUUUUAAAAUUCGAACUGUCCCACGUAAAUUGAGACACAAGGAGUAAUUAUUAACAAGCUAGUUUUGGAUUCUUGGUUCUAACUAUUUUGCUCCUUUGGUACUUUUCCUUUUGGCUUCUUUUCUUCUCUCUUCGAUACCUACCACCCCACAAGUCAAAACCCAUUAGUACUACAUUAAUUUCGUCUCUACAAAUACCCAUUAUUACUUCCAUUUUACUCAUCUAAACAAAAACCUGCAGCUUUAAUUAAAAAUAAUGGGAACCAAUACCAAUUUUUUCAUCAAUGAUAAUGAAGAUGUGCUGAUUGAGAUAUUGAAGAGGCUGGAUGGUCGUUCAUUAGGAGUGUCCGCGUGUGUAUGCCAGCUAUGGUGCACCAUCACACGUAACGACUCAUUGUGGGAGCAUCUCUGCUUCCGCCACGUGUCACCACCACCAGAGGGUGUGAGGUCGGUGGUGUUGGCUCUCGGAGGGUACCGGAGGAUGUACAUGGUGUGUGUAAGGCCAGUGUUGAAUAGACUGAGAAUAUGCAGACCGACCGGAGUGGAAGAUUAUUGGAUUCGACAUGAAGUGGAGUUGUCGUUGUCGUUGUUUUGUGUGGAGUAUUAUGAAAGAGUGUUGUUAGGUGGUGGUGUGUUGUUGGGUGGUGGCAGUGGCGGUGGUGGUAGAAGACACGGUGGAGAUGGUGGUUGCACGUCGUCGCUUAUGUUCCUUUGCAAGGCUGUGAAUGUUUGAAUUAAAAGUUUGAAGUUGGAGAUAUGAAGCCUCAUUAUUCUUUUAUCUUAGUUACGUACUUCCUAUUUCCUUCUUCUCAUGUUUGGUAAAUGAAAUUUCUACUAUUUGAUGAUA